Messenger RNA from Engraulis encrasicolus (European anchovy), 10283 nucleotides. RefSeq names its product fibrillin-2. Lineage: Eukaryota; Metazoa; Chordata; Actinopteri; Clupeiformes; Engraulidae. The record is from RefSeq and is a predicted model, not a curated record. The transcript has 65 exons. Gene Ontology annotation, molecular function: calcium ion binding. The coding region runs from base 853 to 9765 and encodes 2970 amino acids.
GACAGACGGGCAAAUUACACAUUCGUUUUUAUACAGCACACAUGCAUGGGAGGGUGAAUUCAGCAGCAUUGUGAACUGGGUAAACAAUCAGAUUAACGACCACCCACGGCGUUCUGUCUUGCGCUUUAUUUUUUUCUGUCAUUCUGGAGUGAGAAUAUUUCUAAGGAAAGACAAAAAGUUUUGGUUCAUGUGUAACUGGACGUCUAGGCUACCCCUUAAGGUUUGAAUAGUUUACCUAGCUCUCGUGCCACGCGAUAAAAAUCGCCUUAUCUCUGCCCAGGGGCAGAAAUCACGUCACUCUACCGUGGGGCGUAGAUAAACAUGUCAGACACGUGUAGAGAAUUCUCCAGAGGCCAGUUAGCUAAAGGGACGCAUUCUUCUGUCCGGUGCUGCUCAGCAUAACCUGCUCUCUCUCUCCCCCCUCUCUCUCUCGCGCGCGCGCUCUCUCUCCGUGGACACUAGCUGCUGCCUGUGACUUUGCGCAUCAUCUGACAGCAGAAGCACACGCACUAUCACUGACCGGAGCCUCUCCACCGCGCACUGAACAGCCACGGCGUUUCAACCUCUGCACUUUUACGCUCUCUUGCCUUUGGAGUUUUUCCUCGACCUGCCCUCUCUGGAUCUUAGAUUUUCUGCAUUUGCCAUGGCUGCCUGGACAUUUUUCUGACGAGAGUAAUGCAAAAUCGUUCGUUAUUAUUGCGCUGUUUACUUUGGUCGCGCAUUUGCAAGUCUCCUUACUUGGGAAUUUUUUGACAAAAAUGGACGUUUUGUAACCAACGUUGGAGAAGUUGAUACGCGCUCAUUGAGAGGUUAUUUUUCAGAAUUGAUAAACAUUAAAUCCAGGUUUUAAGGAUGCAUAUAAAGUGGACUGUGGGUUUUGUGCUUGGGUAUGCCAGUUUAUUUGGCACUAUGGUUAAUAUCGCAAUGGGACAGAUGCCUCAAAAUCACGGGAGGACUGCGGGUACUGAUGGUUCUACGGCCAGCAACAGGGUGCGCAGAAGAGGAAAACAGGAUGCGCUCACAGGACCAAAUGUGUGUGGAUCUCGUUUCCAUUCCUACUGCUGCCCGGGAUGGAAAACGCUGCCAGGGGGCAACCAGUGUAUCGUGCCCAUAUGCCGAAACAGCUGUGGAGAUGGCUUCUGCUCACGCCCAAACAUGUGCACUUGUCCAAGUGGCCACAUCGCCCCAGCCUGUGGAGCUAAAUCCCCCCAGCAGUGUAGCAUCAGGUGCAUGAAUGGUGGAGCGUGCAUGGAGGACCACUGCCAGUGUCCUAAGGGGUACACAGGAGCCCACUGCGGACAGCCCGUCUGUGAGAAACAGUGCCAGAACGGUGGGCGCUGCAUCGGACCCAACCGGUGUGCCUGCGUCUACGGCUUCACCGGGCCCCAGUGCGAGAGAGACUACAGGACGGGGCCGUGCUUCACCCAGGUGAACAACCAGAUGUGCCAGGGCCAGGUGAGCGGCAUCGUGUGCACCAAGACGCUGUGCUGUGCCACGGUGGGCCGGGCGUGGGGGCACCCAUGUGAGAUGUGCCCCGCCCAGCCACAGCCCUGCCGCCGCGGCUUCAUACCCAACAUCCGCACCGGAGCCUGCCAGGAUGUUGACGAAUGCCAGGCCAUCCCAGGGCUGUGCCAAGGGGGCAACUGCGUUAACACCGUGGGAUCGUACGAGUGCAAGUGCCCCACUGGCCAUCGCCAGAACGAGGCCAGUCAGAAGUGUGAAGAUGUGGACGAGUGUGCUACCAUCCCGCAUGUGUGUGAGGGCGGGCGGUGUGUGAACACGCCGGGCAGCUUCUCGUGUGUGUGCCCGCCUGGUCUGGCCACUGCAGACAAGACCCGCUGUCUCGACCAGCAGUCUGGGCUCUGCUUCUCUGGGCUGCUGAAUGGCCGCUGUACCCAGGAGCUGCCGGGCCGCUUCGGUAAGGCCCAGUGCUGCUGCGACGCGGGCCGCUGCUGGGCCAGGGGGAACCUGCCGGAACUCUGCCCCGUACCUGGAUCCGAGGCGUACCAGAGGCUGUGUCAGGAGGGGGCCCCGGUGCGGCCGUACCCAGAGGGGGAUCCAGUUAUCAUGGGCGGCCGAGUCCCCUACCACCAGGGCCCCAAGGACUACGACCCCACGCUCACCAUCAACGGCCGGCGGAUCAACAACGGAAACGGACACCACUACCCCCAGGUCCCCGUCAAUGGCAACGGCGGCCACGGGAGAAUACCCACUCUCAAUGGCAAUGGCGGACACCAAAUACCCCAGCAGUACGACUAUGCUACUCUGAACCAGACGGUAGACUACUGCAGGCAGCUUCCUAACCUCUGCAUCAAUGGCCGCUGCAUCCCCGUGGCCUCCAGCUAUCGCUGUGAAUGCAACAAGGGCUACAUGCUGGAUGUCAGAGGAGACUGCAUAGAUUUCGAUGAGUGUGUGUCGGACCCCUGCUCCAACGGGGACUGUGUCAACACAGCCGGCUCCUUCUACUGCAAGUGCCACACCGGAUUCCUCAGGACGCCCAACAAACACACCUGCAUAGACAUCGACGAGUGCCUGCACAACGGGGUGCUGUGCAACAACGGCCGCUGCCUGAAUACGGAGGGCAGCUUCCAGUGCAUCUGCAACGCAGGCUUCCAGCUCACCCCCGACAACAGGAACUGCGUGGAUCAUGAUGAGUGUGCCACCACCAACAUGUGUCUGAACGGCAUGUGCAUCAAUGAGGACGGCAGCUUCAAGUGCAUCUGCAAACCUGGCUUCACGCUGGCCUCCAGUGGACGAUACUGCAUAGAUAUUGAUGAGUGUCAGACCCCUGGCAUGUGCAUGAAUGGCCGCUGUGUGAAUACUGAUGGUUCCUUCCGCUGUGAGUGCAUGGCCGGACUCGCUGUCAGCACAGACGGACGCUCUUGUGUGGACACCCACAUGCGCAGCACCUGCUACGGUGCGAUCAGGAAGGGUGUGUGUGUGCGGCCGUUCCAGGGGGCGGUCACCAAGUCGGAGUGCUGCUGUGCCAGUACAGAUUACAGCUUCGGGGAGCCGUGCAACCCAUGCCCUGCCAAGAACUCAGCUGAAUUCCACGCCUUGUGUGGGAGUGGCAUUGGCUUCUCAGUGGAUGGUACAGACAUUAACGAGUGUGCGCUGGACCCUGAGAUCUGCUCCAACGGCGUGUGUGAGAACAUGAGAGGGAGCUACCGCUGCAUCUGCAACACGGGCUACGAGAGCGACAGCAGCGGCAGGAGAUGUGUCGAUAUUGACGAGUGCCUGGUGAACCGGUUGCUAUGUGACAACGGCCUGUGCCGGAAUGUUCCAGGGAGCUACAGCUGCACCUGUCCCAAAGGCUACGUCUUCAGGCAGGACUCAGAGACCUGCGAAGAUGUGAAUGAGUGUGAGACCAACCCGUGUGCGAAUGGGCUGUGUAAGAACAAUGCUGGCUCCUUCUCCUGCGAGUGCUCGCCAGGCAGCAAGCUGGACUCCACCGGACUCAUCUGCAUCGACAGUGCCAAAGGCACCUGCUGGCUCCACAUCCAAGAUGGCCGCUGUGAGGUGAACAUCAACGGCGGCACGCUGAAGUCGGAGUGCUGUGCCACACUGGGGGCCGCCUGGGGCAGCCCGUGCGAACAGUGCGAGAUCGAUCCGGCGUGCUCCAGAGGUUUUGCUCGUCCAAAGGGGGUCACAUGCGAAGAUGUGAAUGAGUGCCAGGUGUUCCCGGGAGUGUGUGUUAACGGGCAGUGCAUCAACACCCGCGGCUCCUUCAAGUGCCAGUGUCCUGAAGGCCUUACUCUGGACUCCACCGGCCGCCUGUGUGUCGACGUGCGUUCUGAGCACUGCUACCUGACGUAUGACGAGGACACCUGCACCAAGCCGGUGUCGGGCCGCUUCCGCAUGGACGCCUGCUGCUGCACGCUGGGCGCCGCCUGGGGCAAGGAGUGCGACGCCUGCCCCGAGCCCGGAACCCGGGACUUUGACCUGCUGUGCCCGCGCGGACCCGGCUUCGCCAACCGAGGAGACGUGCUCACCGGCAGACCGUUUUACAAGGACAUCAACGAGUGCAAGACGUUCCCCAGCAUCUGCAUGCAUGGCAAGUGCCGCAACACCAUCGGCAGCUUCAGGUGCAGGUGUGACAGCGGCUUCGCUCUGGACAUGGAGGAACGCAACUGCACUGAUAUCGAUGAGUGCCGCAUCUCUCCAGACCUGUGUGGCCACGGUGCCUGUGUGAACACUCCCGGCAGCUUUGAGUGUGAGUGCUUCGAGGGCUACGAGAGCGGCUUCAUGAUGAUGAAGAACUGCAUGGACAUUGAUGAGUGUGAGCGUAACCCGGGCCUGUGUCGCGGCGGCUCGUGUGAGAACACUGAGGGGAGCUACCAGUGUGUGUGUCCCCACGGCCACCAGCUAUCCGUAGACGGGAACGCCUGCGAGGACGUGAAUGAGUGUGAGCUGAGCUCAUCUCUGUGUCGUCACGGCACGUGUGUGAACGUGGUGGGGACCUACCGCUGCACCUGUGACUCCGGCUACCAGGCCACUCCUGACAUGCAGGGCUGCACAGACAUUGAUGAGUGCACCAUAGAGAACGGUGGCUGUGAUACACACUGCACCAACUCAGAGGGGAGCUACGAGUGCAGCUGUGGACAAGGAUACGCACUCAUGCCCGACCAGAGAAGCUGUGCCGAUGUGGAUGAGUGUGAGGAUGAGCCAGGUAUAUGUGAUGGAGGCCAGUGUACCAAUCUGCCUGGAGAGUACCACUGUCUGUGCUUCGACGGCUUCAUGGCAUCACUGGACAUGAGGAGCUGCAUAGACGUGAACGAGUGUGAUCUGAACCCCAACCUGUGCAUGUCUGGCGAGUGUGAGAACACCAAGGGCUCCUUCAUCUGCCACUGUGACGUCGGCUACUCCGUCAAGAUCGGCACAUCUGGCUGCACAGAUGUGGAUGAGUGUGAGGUGGGGGCCCAUAACUGCCAUGCCCACGCCACCUGUCUCAACACGCCUGGAAGCUUCCGCUGCUCCUGUCAAGAGGGCUGGGUAGGCAACGGGGUGAAGUGUGUUGACCUUGAUGAGUGUAUGAAUGGGACGCACCACUGCAGUGCCAGUGCUGAGUGUGUCAACACGCCUGGAUCGUACCGCUGCACAUGCUCCCCUGGCUUCACUGGAGACGGGAUUACCUGCACAGAUGUUGAUGAGUGUGCGGACAAUGGGAACUACUGUGACAAUGGCCACUGCCUGAACAUGCCAGGAGGCUACCGCUGUGAAUGUGAAAUGGGCUUCGUACCCUCUCCUGACAGUAAAACCUGCCAAGAUAUCGAUGAGUGCACGUUCCACAGCAUCUGUGUGUUCGGCACCUGCAAGAACCUGCCUGGAAUGUUCCGGUGCAUUUGUGACGAGGGCUAUGAGCUGGACAGAUCUGGGGGAAACUGCACAGAUGUGGAUGAGUGUAUGGACCCCAUCAACUGUGUCAACGGCCUUUGUGUGAACAUCCCCGGCUCCUAUGAGUGCAACUGCCCCACUGACUUCGAGCUGAACCCCACUGGAGUCGGUUGUGUUGAUACGCGCGUGGGUAACUGCUUCCGGGAGGCGACUCCUCGUGGGCGCGGCAGCCUGUCCUGCAGUGUGGACGUGGGGGUGGGGGUCAGCCGCUCCUCCUGCUGCUGCUCCCUGGGAAGAGCCUGGGGAAACCCCUGCGAACUCUGCCCCCCCAUCAACUCCUCGGACUACAACACCUUGUGCCCAGGUGGAGAAGGCUUCAGACCAAACCCCAUCACCAUCAUCCUGGAAGACAUUGAUGAGUGCCAGGAGCUGCCAGGUCUGUGCCAGGGGGGCAACUGUGUCAACACUUUCGGCAGUUUCCAGUGUGACUGUCCUCCUGGUUACUACCUCAAUGUAGACAGCCGCAUCUGUGAAGACAUUGAUGAGUGUGUAGUGAACCCAGGCAUCUGCGGCCCCGGCACCUGCUACAACACGCUGGGCAACUACACCUGCGUGUGUCCACAGGAGUACAUGCAGGUCAAUGGAGGCAACAACUGCAUGGACAUGAGGAAGAGCCUGUGUUACAGGAACUUCAAUGGCACUGUGUGUGAGAACGAGCUGGCCUUCAACCUGACGCGUCGUCUCUGUUGCUGCUCCUACAAUGUGGGCAAGGCCUGGAACAAGCCCUGCGAGGCCUGCCCCACCCCCGCCACAGAUGAAUACAGAGUCCUCUGUGGCAACAUCGUGCCAGGGUUCAAACUGGACAUCGAAACCGGGAAAGCCAUAGACAUUGAUGAGUGUCGUGAGAUCCCGGGUAUCUGUGCCAACGGCGUGUGUAUCAACCAGAUCGGCAGCUUCCGCUGUGAAUGCCCCACCGGUUUCAGCUACAACGACCUGCUGCUUGUGUGUGAAGACAUAGAUGAGUGUAGCAGUGGUGAGAAUCUGUGCCAGAGGAACGCAGACUGCAUCAACAGUCCUGGGAGCUACCGCUGCGAAUGUGCAGACGGAUUCAACCUCUCCCCCACCGGCGCCUGCAUUGACCGUAAUGAGUGCCUGGAGAUCCCCAACGUGUGCAGUCAUGGCGAGUGUGUUGACAUCCAGGGGGGCUACGAGUGCGUGUGCCACAAUGGCUUCAGGGUGUCCGUCAACCGCAAGAUGUGCUUGGACAUUGACGAGUGUGUGCGUAGUCCUUGUGGGAACGGCACAUGCAAGAACACCGUCGGCUCCUUCAACUGCCUCUGCCACCCUGGCUUCGAGAUCACACACAACAAUGACUGCACAGACAUUGAUGAGUGUUCAACAUCGUAUGGCCAGCUGUGUAGAAAUGGUCGCUGCAUUAACAGCGUGGGCUCCUUCCAGUGCCUCUGUGACGAGGGGUAUGAGCCCCACCUGGACGGCAAGAACUGUGUCGAUGUGAAUGAGUGUGUGAUUCUUCCUGGUGCCUGCGCUCCCGGCACGUGUCAGAACCUGGACGGCUCCUUCCGCUGUAUCUGUCCAGACGGGUACAGGGUGCUGAACGAACAAUGUGUAGAUGUCAAUGAGUGUGUGGAGGACCCUAACAUCUGUCUGUUUGGGACCUGCUUCAACAACCCUGGCAGCUUCGAGUGUGUUUGUAAACCUGGCUUCAUCCUGUCGGAGAACGGCCGCAGAUGUUAUGAUAAACGAGAGAGCUACUGCUUCACACGCUUUGAGAACGGCAAGUGUUCUCUGCCGCAGGCCUUCAACACCACCAAGGCCAAGUGUUGCUGUAGCAACAUGCCCAAGGAGGGCUGGGGAGACCCCUGCGAACUCUGCCCCAAGGAGACAGAUGCUGGCUUCAAGGACCUGUGUCCAUUUGGCUUUGGAAUCAUCCCUGGCUUUGACGACUCGCGUAUAGACCUGAAUGAAUGCGUGGAGAAUCCCGGCAUCUGCUUCAAUGGCCACUGCAUCAACACGGACGGCUCCUUCCGCUGCGAAUGCCCCAUGGGCUACCGGCUGAACUACACCGGCGUGCACUGCAUCGACAUUGAUGAGUGCCAGGUGGGGAACCCCUGUGGAAAUGGUACCUGCACCAAUGUGAUCGGGGGCUUUGAGUGCAACUGCGACGAGGGCUUCGAGCCGGGACCCAUGAUGACCUGUGAAGACGUUAACGAGUGUGCUACGAACCCGCUGCUGUGUGCCUUCCGCUGCAUCAACACCUAUGGCAGCUAUGAGUGCAGCUGCCCCGCAGGAUACACGCUCAGAGAGGACGGACGCAUGUGCAAAGACCUGGAUGAGUGUGCGGAGGGCCUGCAUGACUGUGAGUCUCGUGGCAUGGCCUGUAAGAACCUCAUUGGCACCUUCAUGUGUGUGUGCCCGCCAGGCAUGACGAGGCGCCUGGAUGACGAAGUGUGUCAAGAUGAGAAUGAGUGUCGCACUAAGCCUGGUAUAUGUGAGAAUGGCCGCUGUGUGAAUACCAUUGGCAGCUAUACAUGUGACUGUGGGGAGGGCUUCCAGCCAGACUCUACCCGUACUCAGUGCUUAGAUUACCGUGAGGGCUUCUGCUUCACGGAGGUGCUCCAGACCAUGUGCCAGAUGUCCUCCAGCAGCAGGACCCCCUCCACUAAGUCCCAGUGCUGCUGUGACGGGGGCCGCGGAUGGGGCAACCAGUGCGAACUCUGCCCCCUGCCCGGCACCGCCAAGUACAAGAAGCUAUGCCCACAUGGGCAUGGUUACUCCACUGAUGGCAGAGACAUAGACGAGUGUAAGCUGAUCCCGGACGUGUGUAGGAACGGCAGGUGCAUCAACACCAUGGGCUCCUAUAAAUGCCACUGCUUGCCUGGAUACACCACCUCCAUCAGCGGCACAUCAUGCGUCGAUACGGACGAGUGUGCCAUGUCUCCCAAGCCGUGCAACUUCAUCUGCAAGAACACAGAGGGCAGCUACGUGUGCUCCUGUCCCAGAGGCUACAUACUACAGGAGGAUGGCAGGACCUGCAAAGAUCUGGAUGAGUGUCAGACCAAGAAGCACAACUGCCAGUUCAUCUGUGUCAACACCAUCGGAGGCUUCACCUGCAAGUGUCCUCCUGGAUUCGCACAGCACCACACCGCUUGCAUUGAUAAUAAUGAGUGUGCUGCUGAGCCGACCCUGUGUGGAGCUAAGGGCAUCUGCCAGAACACGCCCGGCAGCUUCAACUGCGACUGCCAGCACGGAUACUCACUAGACAACACCGGGAUACACUGCGAAGAUGUGGAUGAGUGUAAGAGUACCCACAGGUGCCAGUAUGGCUGCCAGAACAUGAUGGGGGGAUACCGCUGCAGCUGUCCCCAGGGCUACACACAACACUAUCAGUGGAAUCAGUGUGUUGAUGAGAACGAGUGCUCCAACCCCACCAGCUGUGGCUCGGCGUCCUGCUACAACACGCUGGGCAGCUUCAAGUGUGCCUGCCCCUCCGGCUUCUCCUUCGACCAGUUCAGCAGCAGCUGCCACGACGUGGACGAGUGCUCGUCCCGCAAGAACCCCUGCAACUACGGCUGCUCCAACACCGAUGGAGGGUACCUGUGUGGGUGCCCCCCUGGUUACUUUAGAGUGGGACAAGGGCACUGCGUGUCUGGCUCUGGCUUUGGUAAGGGUGUGUUCCGGCCCCCUGUGGGAGGAGGAGGAGGUGGUGAGGGGGGUGUGGAUGAGGAGAACAGCCUGUCUCCUGAGGCCUGCUACGAGUGCAAGAUCAACGGACACAGCAAGAGGGCCGCACGCAGCAGGAGAGAGGCCAACCACACCACGCCAGGAGAGGAGGCCCCAGAGGAGGAGCAGGAGGAGGUGUUGCAUGAGGAGGUGAACCUGGCCAGUCUGGACCUGGAGGCGCCGCUGUCCCUGGUGCUGAACUCCAGCCAGCUGCUGGACCCCCGGGAGCACCUGCUGGAGCUGAGGCCCGCACUGCGCCCCCUGCAGGGACACGUGCGCUACUCCAUCUCCGGAGGCAGCGGCGCUCACCUCUUCCGCCUGGAGCAGAGGGACGGCCUGACUUACCUCCACCUGGCGUCCGCAGCAGAUUCACCCGGCCCGGGGGUGGUGGGGCCGGCGCUAGGGGACGAUGGACCAGAGGGACAGGCUGGUGAUAGUGUUGGUGUUGGUGGUGGUGUUGGUGGUGGAGCGUGGCUGCCACAGGGCGCGGCGGCGGCGGCAGGUGGGGCUCCCUGGUCGCGGCACAGGCCUCCGGAGCCGGGCAGCUACGUGCUGGAGAUCAGCAGUAAGCCGCUGUACGGGCCGGCUCAGCUCCGGGAGCUGCGCAGCAGCAAGGACAGAGACUACCUCUCGGGAGAGCUGGGGGAGAACCUGCACAUGAGACUGCACAUCCGGCUGCAGGGGAACUAGUGGGGAGAUGCACCGUACGAGUGGAGAGGAGAGGACAGGAGAGUGGAGAGGAGUGUACAGGCAAACAGCUGCAGCAGAGCCAAGCAGCGGGGCUUUGUCAACUCAACAAGCUACAGUACAUUACGCUGUCGUGACACAUCAAGAAGACUCCUGUUCCUUAUCUUCCAGCAUUCCAUCUUCUGGUCUAUCUCUUUCACUUUAGUUUGUCUCAUCUAUGUAGUGCAGCUGUCUAUUUGGUUAUCUAUCUAUCUAUCUAUCUAUCUAUCUAUCUAUCUAUCUAUCUAUCUAUCUAUCUAUCUAUCUAUCUAUCUAUCUAUCUAUCUAUCUAUCUAUCUAUCUAUCUAUCUAUCUAUCUAUGCACUUUCAUCUAAACACUAUUCUUUAUUUCUGUCUUACUCUCUCUCUCUCUCUCUCUCUCUCUCUCUCUCUCUCUUUCUCUCUCUCUUUCUCAUUUUCUGUCCUCCAUCCAUCCAUUCAUCAAUUCAUCACUUCAUUCCUCCCCUGACUCUGACCAAAGA